UUGCUUUUUAAAGAUUUUGUUUUUCGAAGUUAUUCCCCUGUCAAUAGUACAAGAUUAUUGAAGAGCAUGAAAAGAUUCGUAAUUAUCAUUACUGGAACGAAUGUGCUGGGAUGAAACUAUACAUUGUGGAAUUAGCUAUAUAACAAUAUUUAUAUCGUGGAAUUGGAUAAACUGAAUUUUACAGAAGAUUUGAAUUUGGAAUUUAUAUGUGAAACUGCUGACCAAAAUGGCAUCACGACAUACAUCUUUCCAAAAAGAUUCUUCACAAUGCAGUAUAACAUCUGCAGAUGCAGGAUCUUCAGUUGCUAUACCACUCGGGUUUGAAUUAGGCACCCCGUCUCCGACACCUGGUCAACCUGGAAGACUGACAAGGCUGGUAAAUGCUAUCCGAGUACAUACAAGAGUUAACUACUGGUUAGGUGUGAAGUCAGGAAAAGUUGGAGACGUAGCACAAGAUUCAUUCAUUGAACGUCUUAACGGACCCACAGUAGCAAACAAAGCUCCCGCCGAAAAUAAUGCCCCAGCUCCUUCUUCAGAAAAAUCACCAGAGAAAAAAGAAGACAAGAACUCAAAACCUAAAAAACCCGAAAAGAAGCCUUGGAUAAUCGAUCCAUCAGAGAGUUUUUAUUUCGGGUGGUUAUGUGUCAUUUCAACUGCAGUUAUGUACAACCUAUGUUUCGCUAUCGCGAGAUCGUGUUUCACGGAUCUACAGACUGCAUUCAUUCCUAUGUGGUUUACAUUAGACUAUAUGUGCGAUAUCAUUUAUAUUUUUGACACCGUUGUCAGAAUGAAAACAGGUUUCUUAGAGCAAGGAUUGCUAGUGGAAGAUACGAAGCAGUUGCGACAGCAUUAUAGACAGAGCGCUCAAUUUAAAUUUGAUUUGGUUUCUUUGCUUCCUACGGAUAUAAUUUACCUUUUCGCCGGUUUAAAUGCUGCAUUUUGCAGAUUAAAUCGAGUAUUGCGAAUAUCCCGGGUGUUCGAAUGCUUCGAUCGAGCAGAGACAAGGACUUCAUGUCCAAAUCUUUUCAGAAUUUCAAUUCUCGUUUUAUAUAUUGUUGUUAUUAUUCAUUGGAAUGCAUGCAUUUACUAUGCGAUUUCAAACGCUAUCGGGUUUGGCACUGAUCGAUGGGUGUAUCCUGACAUAACUGAAUAUCCAUUUAAUACUUUGUCUCGAAAAUACAUCUACUGCAUGUACUGGUCAACACUUACUUUGACAACCAUUGGUGAAACUCCGAUGCCAGAUAGAGAUAUCGAAUAUUUGUUCCAGAUUUUUGAUUUUUUGAUCGGGGUGCUGAUUUUUGCUACAAUUGUUGGUAACGUCGGCUCUAUGAUCAGUAACAUGAAUGCUGCUAAAACAGAAUUUCAAAGUAGGAUGGACGCUGUAAAACAAUACAUGCAGUUUCGAGAAGUAAGCAAUACAUUGCAAAAGCGAGUAAUCAAAUGGUUUGAUUAUUUAUGGACGAAUAAAAAAUCUACUGACGAACGACAUAUUCUAUCAACGUUACCGGAUAAACUUCGAGCAGAAAUCGCCAUCAACGUCCAUCUGGACACACUGAAAAGAGUGGCACUUUUUAGGGAUUGUGAACCAGGAUUACUUGUCGAACUUGUACUGCGACUGAGUCCUCAAGUCUUUAGUCCCGGCGAUUAUAUUUGUAGGAAAGGGGACGUUGGCAAAGAAAUGUACAUCGUAAAAGAAGGUAAAUUAGCUGUUGUAGCCGACGACGGCGUAACACAAUUCUGCGUCUUAGGCGAUGGAGCAUAUUUUGGGGAAAUCAGUAUUUUGAAUAUUUCCGGAAACAAAACGGGCAACAGAAGAACCGCUAACGUGAGAAGUAUUGGGUAUUCUGAUUUAUUUUGCUUAUCGAAAGACGAUUUAUUACAAGUAUUGGAUGAUUAUCCUGACGCUAAGAAUGUAUUGGAAGAGAAGGGACGACAAAUGUUAAUGAAGGAUGGCUUGGUUGAUAAACCGAAUGACGAGGAUGAAGAAGGAUUAAGCAAAGCAGACAUGAUGUCGAAGUGUAAUAAAUUGGAAAAAUCAAUCACAAAAUUACAAACACAAUUCUCACGACUGAUGGCUGAACACAUCUCCUCACAAACAAAUUUAAAAUUGAGAAUUCAUAGUUUGGAAACAAAAGUGAAGGAAACAAGUUCAGAAGAAAUAGAACUGGAACAUAAUACCUCCCAGAAAAAAGUAAAAUUCCAGAAAAACUCGUAGUAAAUGGAUGAAGCUAUUUAGUGACAAAUCCAACCAUAUUUGACAUGAUUUUCCGUUGGUUGUCGUAGUAUGCAACAACAAUAAACAAAGGUUAUUUGUGAAAUUCCAUUUCAAACGAAAAAAUUUAGAAUGGUUCGGACUGGGGAGUACCAGAGAGACUGUAUAUCAUUUUAGCGGUGAAAUUAAUGAAGCUGUAUACUGUGCACUCUAUAUGGGAGAAUUAUUCAAAUUGACAAUUGAAUAUAUUUAGUUAGUGUGGUUUUCAAUAAAAUGUCGGUUUUUUUUACGCUAAACGCUAACCCGUUCAGCUUCAUCGAAAUUCUGCGCUUCAGAAUGGAAGAUGAUUGAAUUUUUAUGUGAUGUUAAUAUUUCUUAUUCAUUUUUGUAAUGCCGUUUACGUUUCUUUGCUAUACUAUGUAGUAAUUGUGUUUUAUUACCAAAUAUCAAUUAAUAAAAUAUAUAUAUAUAU
Molecule: messenger RNA, 2684 nt
Organism: Styela clava
Lineage: Eukaryota; Metazoa; Chordata; Ascidiacea; Stolidobranchia; Styelidae
Product: cyclic nucleotide-gated channel alpha-3-like
Biological process (GO): monoatomic cation transmembrane transport
Cellular component (GO): intracellular cyclic nucleotide activated cation channel complex; plasma membrane
Molecular function (GO): protein-containing complex binding; cGMP binding; intracellularly cGMP-activated cation channel activity
Source: RefSeq, a predicted model, not a curated record